This is a messenger RNA of Pectinophora gossypiella (pink bollworm), 1284 nucleotides long. RefSeq lists its product as uncharacterized. The record is from RefSeq and is a predicted model, not a curated record. NCBI's taxonomy places the organism in Eukaryota, Metazoa, Arthropoda, Insecta, Lepidoptera, Gelechiidae. Bases 1 to 1284 code for a protein of 427 amino acids. The transcript is spliced from 10 exons.
AUGAACGCAGAAGCGAAGAAGAAAGUAGAUGUGUUAUCGGACGAACUGCUUCCGUACAUAAUAGCGGAACAAGAAAGAAGGACAACGCUAUACAAACGAAUCAUGACAGCGAUCCAAAAUGGCGAGAAAGGUGUUACCAUCGCGGAAAUAAGAAACAAACCGCCGCUUAUUAUAAGAAAAGGUCUAUUUUACCGAUGCCCGUCUAAUCGCGCUCCCAAAGAACCGGAUGGCUCAGGAACCCUGAUGUGCGAAGAAGACAUAGAACCAACCCAGAUCAUGUACGAUUCGUGUCUUAGCGCCGAGGACAAGGACUUGUAUGUUGUCGCAGAUAGCAAAUACUUCUUUUGUAAUAGACAUAACGUGGAGGGCCCUGACCUACCCCGUAAUGGAUCUACUGUCAUCGGAUGCCCUCCGAUGGAGAGAACCUCUCUCAACUACACCACCACCAAGUGUGCGCUGGAGGACACCGACGACGUCGUGGUACACUACCGGUAUUAUCCAGACAGGAGCUACAAAUUCGUGAUGGAACUGGAUCCUGAUCAUGAAGUAUGUGACCACUGGAACCCAUGUCAGAUCGGAUAUAUUUACAGCCUGCCCUCUCCCGACCAGGCAGUACUGGCUAAUGAAUUGUGGCGUGACGAGGAUGCUAUUGAAGAGUUCGUCCAUUCCAAUUCCGUCAACUACACUUCUAGCCCACGUCGGGUCCCCAUACCGUCUGGUUACAAGUUCCAGAAGCUUUGGGCUAAACGGACAAUCGAUGGCUUCGGAUGGAAUCCUCAAGCAAAUAAGUGGCACGCGACAGCCGACAUCAAGCAGGACGCAAAGUUCGUGACCGUAAGGCUCAAUUUCCCGGAAAACUGGUCGGAUUUCUUCUACAGCACAUAUUACGCAGUGUUCGUCAGAGAUGACCAUACACGCAGGAGCAAGAAGAGCCCCCAAAAAUCUGUCAAGUUCUUAACCAUCACAAUGAGCAACGCCCAAGUGGUACCGAACCUGAUACAAAUGGCACACGGCAACAUUACGAACAAUACACAGAUACCGUACAAGUGCACUCGCUGCCAUCUCCAGGGGAUCAUGGUUCGAACCCCGGAUGGUUAUGUGCACAACGUCGACCCUGCCAAGUAUCGAAUCAAGGACGUGGACCGAAAGCAGACUUUGGAAAUUGAUUUGGAGGACAUAAAGCCGAGUGAAGUUGGAGACUUCUUUGCCAUGAUCCAAAAUGCUGACGGGCUUGAGGAGAGAGUAAAGGUUCUGACAAUACAAGCUCCGGGUAAAAAUAAUUAA